UAUGCUGCCGGCGUUAGUGCGCUGCUCGCCGUGGUCGCGUAGCUUGCCGAAUCGUGGUCGGCGCAGCAGCUAGAGAUAGGCUUUACGUGGUGCGCGAUGAUGCCUCCAUGUUCUGGGAGGCCGCCGCCACCGCUGCCGCCGCCCCUGGCCCUGGUUUCGCCUCUUGGGCCGUGGCUACUGCAUGCGGGCCUGGGCUACGUGCCGCUCAGGCGAGAACCGCACUUCCGGUGCCUAGCUGCGGCAGUGCCCCCGCCGCGCCUGCUGCUGUGCUGUGAGGGCCGGCUAGGCCGAGUGGUGCCGUGGCCACAGCAGCAUGGCCCUGCCUGCCCAGCCAAGUCCCUGAGGCUCACUCCCAGUGCGCUCUGGAGGAGACAGCAGCGCAGGCACCGACACCACCACAGGAGUGCCACCAUGGGGCAGAAGGUCACUACCGGCCUCAAGGUGGUUCAGCCAAUGGAGGAAGAGAGCCUGGUGGGUCAGCCAUCAGUUGCCCACCCAAGCCGGCCUGGCUGGAUCCAUGAGGUGCGGGAGCCUCAAAGGCCAUUGCGACUCGAACUGCUACUGGACAUGCCACCAGCUAGUCCAGAGCUACAGUGCCGGCACGCCUGGAACCCUGAGGAUCGGUCACUAAACAUUUUCGUCAAGGAAGAUGAUCGACUCACCUUCCAUCGGCAUCCUGUUGCCCAGAGCACAGACUGCAUUCGUGGCAAGGUGGGCUACACACGAGGGCUGCAUGUGUGGGAAGUUCGUUGGAGCACGCGGCAGCGGGGAACACAUGCUGUGGUGGGCGUAGCCACACGGGACGCCCCACUUCACUCGGUUGGUUACCAGUCCUUGGUGGGUAGCAACCGUGAGUCCUGGGGAUGGGACCUGGGUCGUAACAAGCUCUACCAUGAUGUUAAGAACAACCCUGCUGUCACCUACCCUGGUGAUUGCCGUCCAGCUGACGAGAUAUUCUUGGUACCGGAUGCAUUCUUGGUUGUUCUGGACAUGGACGAAGGCACAUUGGCCUUUGUGGUUGAAGGCCGAUACCUGGGUGUGGCAUUUCGAGGCCUGCGAGGGAAAAAGCUCUACCCUGUAGUCAGUGCCGUCUGGGGCCACUGUGAGAUCACCAUGAAGUACAUCGGUGGACUCGAUCCGGAGCCGCUUCCCCUCAAGGACAUCUGCCGGCGAGUGAUACGGCAGCGUGUCGGCAAGACCCGUUUAUCGCGGGUGCAUGAACUGAACCUUCCAACAGCCCUCAAGGCAUACUUGCUGUACCAGGACCGGACCAGUUAAUGACCGCCAGCCCUGUGCCACACGGGCUGCCUAGAGUCCAACUGCCGAGCCCAAGCCUCACGCCUGUCUCACAUCACGUGUCUGCCUCAGGAGCCCUCCUUAUGAGCAAUGCACAGGGUGGAUUUGUGCCAUAUUUACUCUGAUGUAAGGCAGGUGCAUUGCCCCUUUUAGUACGUUGCUUCCUUGAAAAAAACUGACAGUCUGCAUUUCUGACGUUACAAUAAGUGGUGAGAUAAGAAUCAUGCAUUACUCUUGCUGUGCUUACUGGCUGACCUCAUUGCUUUCAAAAUAGUGUGUCUGCAUGUCUGCAAAGAGAGCUUUUUAGUUAUUUGUAUAUUUUAAGUUUACUCUAAUCAUCAUUCUAGUAGCCCGACAAAAUUCUGGUAGCUGCCACUCGGAUUUUCUGAUCAGCAUUCUAGAGAAGAUUCCAGAAAGUGUCCAAAGAAUUAGCAUCAUUCUGGUCUCCUUAAAGAGGGUUCAAGCUGUAGCUAGGCCUCGUGGGAAUUGCUGAAAUUAAGUGCUCUUUUCAACACACGGAAAGAGGAAUUUUGAUAACAUACCAUUUUAAGCGAUUUUGCAGUUUCACGAAUAUUCCUAUGUGCUUCCACUUUGUAGAUCUGUUCAUGCCCCUUAGUAACAAAUUCCUCCUCUUGUUGUUUUUGCAUUCCAUUCCUUAAAGUUUGAGGAUCACUUGGAACGGUUUGAGUUGGGACAGGCAGUUGCUUGGUGCUUCAUAAAGAGCAAGCAGUGAUUUAAUUCGUGCCAAGCAUGACAUUUGAGGCAUCUCAAAGAGAGCUUGUGGGGUGCUGAAUUGUAAAUAAAUUAAAAUAUAUCUAUGUAUGCCAUUAUUUAUUUAGUGUACUGUUUUCAUAUUUAUUUUUUUGAGACGCCAAUUUGCUGCAGUGUAAUGUAGACUGUCUUUUUUUUUAUCCAAGUUGUUCUACCUUGAUUUUUAAAUUCCGCUGUUUAAUGUCCUUCAAUUACUUGUUUAGUGACUAUUCCUGCCUUAUAUUUGGAUAAAUAUGGUAACUGGCACAUGUAAAAUGCACCUUGCAGAUGGUUGGCGCAUGUUGUUUCAGUUAAUGUUCACAAAUGCUGCAUGAUUAUGAUGUUCAUUUGAGGCAUCUUGGCAGACUCGCAGAGCACUGCAAUGUGCAUCAUGUAGUAUUUUAUUUGCAGUUGCUUAGAAUUGCGAUCUCGCUAAGCAUCAUUAUGGUAUUGAUCGUUACAUUAGAUGAUAUACGAUUCUAUAUAAAAUAUUGCACUGUGUGUUCACCAAAGUAUAAUUGUGCUUCAGUGCAGUCAUGUGAGUGGCUGGCGACACUUAGUGACAAGUAGUAUUAUUGUGCAUUGUAGUGAGGUGCAAGUCAGCAUUUCAAACGAGGUGAUAGGCAAAUUAUCUGCCAUAUUCUGUUUGAUGCAUUGCUGCUGUUGCACCUGUUACGAAUCCACCCUGUGGUACAAGUUCAGUAUGUCAAAGUAGUUUAUUACGUGAAGUAUUGAACUGUCAUGGUAGAGAGCACAUUCUGUAAUUGUGGGAAUUGGCGGAUGGGACAUUGCAGAGUUUUGGCAUCUUUUGUUGCUGAGGAAUGCGUGAAUUGUUUGGGACUUGGCUCUGUGGCACUUAAAGGCAUUUGUGCAGCAUGCUGUGACAUUGCAAAUAAUCUUGGCACCUGUCACAUUGCUGCUUUUCUUUUCUUUUUGCCGUGUGCGUGGGCAUAGCUUAGUCACACCUGCCGGUGCAAUGUUUUGCGAACAGUUUCGUCGCCUCUUUCAUGGGCUUUGCUCUGAGCCGUUCUGCUGUGAACACUCUGAGUGACACCAAUUGUAGGCCCUGUAGACCAACCGCACCAGUGAAGAGUGCAUCUGUUUCGGCGACCACUUUCUUCGUGAGAAAAACAAGUGGGUUAUUUUUGUGUUUGCGACACUUCAUGUGUGGCUGGACAUUUCUGACCACAGACUGGACCAUGGUUUGUUCAGUGUACAUAGAUGCUGAGUAUUUGGCUGUAAUGGGCUGGCCGAAGUUUGCAAAAGGAGUGCUUGGACACUACGUUUACAGGCAUCGCGCAGCAACGUCUUCGGCUGGAGUCACGUGCGGAGUGAGCUGCUGCUAAGACUUGUCCUGCAGUGAAUAGGGAAGGCUGCUGUGAACCAUAGCGAAACUUUUCGCUUGGGCAGGUUGCUUUCUCGAGAGACUGCAGAAGUUAGCUGUCCAAUUACUGCUGAUCUAAUAUGUUACCACGUGUGCAGUGCGACAUGUAGAAAUGGCUUUUGUUACUGGUAACUUGCAAUAUGGAAUUUUUCAAUGGAACAGUGUGAUGCAGAGAAACCAGUUAAGACUUGCCUGUGCAGUGGCUGUUGCUUUAAUCAGUGUUGCCAGUGCAAGCAGCAGCUGACGUGUGCUUUUGCUUAUCCACUUGCUGCUUUUCUCUCUCAAGCAUCAGUUCGCAUUGAGCUGGAUGCAAUAAGUGUGCUGCAUAGUGCCUCCCAGCAAUAUAGUGCCGUUUCAGUAAAAGUCCGUUGCGAAUUCCACUGAAGGUUAGGCAGAUGCAUCCAUUUUCUGUAUCAGAAGCAACAACCAAGAUUAGCUUUUAUUUUUUUUGUUCAUAUCAGUAUUUUCUGGCCAGAAUGAGCGUUUCGCAAUGGUGAGCACAUUUUUGUUCAGGUGAAUGCCGUUAGGUGAUCAGAUGAUCUGAAUGUGGUAGUGUGGUGCAGGACAUUUUAUCUCUUCAUGUUAUUGCCGUGGAAACUCGCAGGGCUAGCAGUAUGUGUGUCUGCACUCCGGUGUGGUGAGGACGUUUAGGAGUGGUUGAGUGGUUAAUGCAGUCAUUGUGUAAAUCCUGCAGUUCUGUUCACUUGCUCGGCAUUGCUCCUUGUUUAGGUUGCAACUGUUUAGGUUAAUGAAUUCGACAAAUAUUGCACAUCUGAACAGAGUACCUUACGUUUGCAGCCAGAAAGCAGAAGAGAUUGCAAUUCCUUCUGUUCAUUGGCGCCUGAUUGGUGCUUGUAUUUAUUGUCGUCCCUGUGUUAAUAGAGAGUGUUUAGGGUUGUCAUGCCACAGCAUUCGCAGUAAUUUGAAUUUAACACGAAUAUUAUGUUCCGAUGAGCAACUAAUGAGUUUGUGGGGCCUUUCUUUUCGUUUCUCACUUCAGCAAAGAAUAGUUCUAAGGAACAUCUUGCCAAUGUAUAUUUAGCUUUGUAAAUUGAAAACACUUUGCUGUGUUUGCUGAAAUAUUCUUGUAAUAUAAAUUUCAGGGCCAUCUCUCUGCAUUGAUAUGG
This is a messenger RNA of Dermacentor albipictus, 4557 nucleotides long. It is a transcript of the gene gus, whose product is annotated as splA/ryanodine receptor domain and SOCS box containing gustavus. Gene Ontology annotation, molecular function: protein binding. The record is from RefSeq and is a predicted model, not a curated record. Gene Ontology annotation, cellular component: SCF ubiquitin ligase complex. Gene Ontology annotation, biological process: proteasome-mediated ubiquitin-dependent protein catabolic process; intracellular signal transduction. Lineage: Eukaryota; Metazoa; Arthropoda; Arachnida; Ixodida; Ixodidae.